GUGUACUCAACCCUGGGCCCCGUGUCUGUGUCUUGUGUUCUGGAGAGCUGAAAUGUCACUCCACCGUCACUAGACCGCGCAGCAGAGAGGGAGCCAGUGAGCGGAGUUUCAGGGCAGACUCUCAGUAGCCAUGUCGGCCCUCCUGCACUGUGUCUCCAAAACUUCUGUCACCUUGUUCCAGAAAAGUGUUCGCCAGAGAUUACCUGGGAGGAGGUUGUUCAGGGCUUUCCCUGUGUUGUGGGACCAACAGGCCUCUAAAGGUGUAUUGUACAAAGACCUUGUGGUGGGUGUUCCUAAGGAGACUGUACAAAAUGAGCGUCGUGUGGCACUGUCACCUGCGGGGGUCCAGGCAUUGGUCAAACAGGGCUUUAAUGUUCAAGUAGAGAGUGGAGCUGGAGAUGAAUCCCAGUUCUCUGACCAGCAGUACAAGGAUGCUGGAGCCAGUAUCACUGAUACCAAGGGAGCCUUUGGCUCUGACCUGUUGCUCAAGGUGCGAGCCCCCGGUUUGAGUGAGGUAGACUUGAUAAAACCUAAGUCCACCUUGGUGAGCUUUAUCUAUCCAGCCCAGAACCAAGAGCUGAUGAAGAAGUUGUCAGAAAGACAGAGCAAUGUGCUGGCCAUGGACCAAGUGCCCAGAGUCACCAUCGCACAGGGCUAUGAUGCACUCAGCUCUAUGGCUAACAUCGCUGGGUAUAAGGCUGUGGUUUUGGCUGCCAACCACUUUGGCAGGUUCUUCACUGGUCAAAUCACAGCAGCAGGAAAAGUACCCCCAGCCAAGGUCCUGGUUAUCGGAGGUGGGGUGGCUGGGUUGGCAGCAGCAGGAGCGGCCAAGUCCAUGGGGGCCAUAGUUAGAGGAUUUGAUACCAGACCAGCUGCUUUGGAACAGUUCAAGUCAUUUGGAGCAGAGCCUUUAGAGGUAGAAGUCCAAGAAUCUGGGGAAGGGGUUGGAGGUUACGCCAAGGAGAUGUCUAAGGAGUUUAUUGAUGCUGAGAUGGCCCUCUUCGCUAAGCAGUGCAAAGAGGUAGACAUCAUCAUCACUACUGCCCUCAUUCCAGGGAAGCGGGCUCCCAUCCUGAUCAAGAAGGAGUUUGUUGAGUCAAUGAAAGAUGGCUCAGUUGUGGUGGAUUUGGCUGCAGAGGCAGGUGGCAACAUUGAGACCAUCAAGCCUGGAGAGCUGCACGUCCACAAGGGUGUGACUCACAUUGGCUAUACGGACCUGCCCAGCCGCAUGGCCACCCAGGCCAGUACCCUUUACUCCAACAAUGUACUGAAGCUACUCAAGGCCAUCAGUCCAGACAAGGAAUACUUUCACUAUGAGCCCAAGGAUGAGUUUGGCUAUGGAACUGUUGACCAUGUAAUCCGUGGCACUCUUGUAAUGAAGGAUGGAAAGAACAUAUUCCCAUCCCCCCUCCCCAAGACGGCGCCCCCGGCCCCUGUCAAACUGAAGUCCGUGGCUGAACUGAAUGCUGAGAAGGCGGCUACGGUCUCGCCCUUCAACCGCACCAUGACCUCUGCUGGCAUGUACACCGCAGGUCUGUCCACCUGUCUGGCUCUGGGAAUCGUCUCUCCCAACGCUGCAUUUACUCAGAUGGUGACAACCUUCGGCCUGGCUGGGAUUGUGGGUUACCACACAGUGUGGGGGGUGACCCCUGCUCUGCACUCGCCCCUCAUGUCCGUCACAAAUGCCAUCUCAGGUCUCACAGCAGUGGGAGGUCUGGUUCUAAUGGGUGGAGGUCUCACCCCCUCCACAUUGCCCGAGAGUCUGGCUCUGGCUGCUGCCUUUGUUUCCUCCAUCAACAUCGCUGGUGGUUUUCUAAUCACCCAGAGGAUGUUGGACAUGUUCAAGCGUCCCACCGACCCUCCUGAGUACAACUACCUGUAUGCCCUGCCAGGGGCUGCCUUUGUAGGGGGAUAUGGAGCAUCGUUGGCUGCUGGAUACAAUAUUGAGCAGAUGAUCUACUUGGGCUCAGGCUUGUGCUGUGUGGGGGCGCUAGCAGGCCUUUCCGCCCAGGGCACCAGCCGCCUGGGGAAUGCCUUGGGCAUGAUGGGAGUGGCAGGUGGGAUUGCUGCCACCCUUGGCUCCCUCAAACCCUCUCCUGAACUAUUGUCCCAGAUGUCUCUGGCCAUGGCCACUGGAGGCACCAUUGGUCUGACCAUUGCCAAACGGAUUGAGAUCACAGACCUGCCCCAGCUAGUGGCAGCUUUCCACAGCCUGGUGGGACUGGCAGCCGUUCUCACCUGUGUUGCGGAGUUCAUGAUUGAGUAUCCCCACCUGGACGUUCACCCAUCUGCCAACGUAGUCAAGACUGUGGCAUACCUGGGCACUUACAUCGGAGGGGUCACCUUCAGUGGAUCCCUUGUGGCUUAUGGCAAGCUUCAAGGCAUUUUGAACUCUGCUCCUCUGCUGUUGCCGGGCCGUCACAUGUUGAAUGCUGGUCUAAUGGCAGCAUCCAUUGGGGGUAUGAUACCCUUCAUGCUCGGCUCCAGCUACGACACUGGUAUGGGAUGUCUAAUAGGAGUGUCUGGGCUUUCCACCAUUAUGGGUGUGACACUGACGGCUGCUAUCGGGGGUGCUGAUAUGCCUGUGGUCAUCACCGUGUUAAACAGCUACUCCGGUUGGGCGCUCUGUGCUGAAGGCUUCCUAUUGGACAAUAACCUCAUGACUAUUGUCGGGGCUCUCAUUGGCUCUUCUGGUGCCAUCCUCUCCUACAUCAUGUGUGUGGCCAUGAACCGUUCCCUGCCCAAUGUGAUCCUGGGUGGGUAUGGUACCACCUCUACAGCGGGGGGUAAGCCCAUGGAGAUUGUGGGAACUCACACCGAAGUUAAUGUGGACCAGUCAAUCGACUUGAUCAAAGAGGCCAACAGCAUCAUCAUCACACCGGGUUGGGGCCUGUGUGCAGCAAAAGCCCAGUACCCAAUUGCAGACAUGGUGAAGAUGCUGAGGGAACAGGGAAAGACUGUCAGGUUCGGUAUUCACCCAGUUGCUGGUCGGAUGCCAGGCCAGCUGAACGUUCUCUUGGCCGAGGCUGGUGUUCCCUACGAUGUGGUCCUGGAGAUGGAUGAAAUUAAUGAUGACUUCCCAGAGACAGACCUGACACUGGUCAUCGGUGCCAAUGACACGGUGAAUUCCGCAGCACAGGAAGAUCCAAACUCCAUCAUAGCCGGCAUGCCUGUCCUGGAGGUCUGGAAGUCGAAGCAGGUGAUUGUGAUGAAGCGUACUCUGGGAGUGGGCUAUGCUGCAGUGGAUAACCCCAUUUUUUACAAGCCAAACACAUCCAUGCUGCUGGGAGAUGCCAAGAAGACAUGCGACAGCCUACAAGCAAAGAUCAGAGAGACCUUUUACUAGUUAUUCC
Lampris incognitus (smalleye Pacific opah) is the source of this 3353-nucleotide messenger RNA. Its product is annotated as NAD(P) transhydrogenase, mitochondrial-like. The coding region runs from base 131 to 3346 and encodes 1071 amino acids. The record is from RefSeq and is a predicted model, not a curated record. Gene Ontology annotation, biological process: NADPH regeneration; proton transmembrane transport. NCBI's taxonomy places the organism in Eukaryota, Metazoa, Chordata, Actinopteri, Lampriformes, Lampridae. Gene Ontology annotation, molecular function: NAD binding; NADP binding. The transcript has 22 exons. Gene Ontology annotation, cellular component: mitochondrial inner membrane.